AUGGCCGCCACUUUGGCAUACCUUGUGGCAGCGUUUCUAGGCAAAACUUGGACAGUUCUUAACACGCGUCGCGUCAACACGAUAUUGUGCUUUGCUAUCAGCUGUUGGUUCUGGGUCUUGUUCUGGUCCAUUUUUCUGCAUUGCGCCACCCGGAUGAAUGGCUGGGUCCCUGGUUUUCGGGCCCUUCGGCCAGGCUACCUGCCUGAAGGAUGUGACACUGCCAAGCUGGUUCAAGAUAUUCUGCAGAUGGGUGACUUUGCAGAGGAUACCGUGCACUGGGAUGCAGCAGCCCAGCGCUGCGACUGCCACCUUCCUGAUCGUGAUGCUGAAGGGGGCCGCUGCAAGUCCAACGAAAGCGAGCAAUUUCCACGCUUUACGGUUGUAAGCGCUCUGAUCGACGCCGGGCGGCGUGACCGCUCCGGCUGCGAUUACUUGCGUAUGUUCGGCCCGCAUCUUCACCGGCAGUACGAUCUUGUAUUCUAUGGAGAGGCUUGGGCUUUGGAGGUGUUGUUUGCGGUGCGGACCGCGCUGGGCCUGCAACAUAGAACCCAUUUGCGACUCUUGGAGGUAGCAAAGGAUUCCGAGGAGUCUGCAGCCUCAAAGUGGGGCAAGCCAGCAAACUUGGCUUUCCACCACUUGCUUGAGGAGAUGCAGGUCAUUGCCGACAGGAAGUAUUGCAGGUAUCUUCUCAACAGGUUUCACGCAGGCGUUGGCGGAAAGUUGAUAGCAAAUUAUGCCUGGGUCACGAAUGAGAAGGCAAAUUUCAUGGCGCAAGCAUUACAAGAGAACUACUUCCGAAAUUCGUCCAGCAACUUCAACUUAGGCAACAGCUAUUUCGUAUGGCUGGAUGUUGGGGCUGGCCACGGUGCUCUCAAGGUGCCCGAGCACUUCUGUGCCUGCAACCUUGCGGUGCCCGGCACGGUGACGUUGUUCCACCAGCUCCACAGCAAGGAGGAGCUGUUUCUGGGCUCAGAUGAAGCCGCGCGGCGUGUACCUCAACCGCUACCUCUUGGUCAGCUGACAUUCAGCAAAUAUUUGUCAACGUAUGACUUUACGCAUCAUUUUGAUGAGGUCAUGGGCACAUUCUGGGGUGGCGACCCUGCGGCCCUUGAGAAGUUCUGGCAAGACUACUCUGGUACCGUCCACCGACUUGUUGCAAAUAAUGCCAUUGACCACGACCAGGCGGUGCUUUGUCUUGUCGCGUCUGGGCAGUGGGAGUGGUUGCGGUACAUCCCAAGCAACUUCUAUGGAGUCCUGCACCUCUGUUGA
Symbiodinium pilosum is the source of this 1269-nucleotide messenger RNA. The record is from the annotation of a GenBank genome assembly. Lineage: Eukaryota; Dinophyceae; Suessiales; Symbiodiniaceae.